This is a messenger RNA of Bactrocera latifrons, 2108 nucleotides long. RefSeq names its product hydroxylysine kinase. The transcript is spliced from 6 exons. Bases 609 to 1883 code for a protein of 424 amino acids. Gene Ontology annotation, molecular function: amino acid kinase activity. The record is from RefSeq and is a predicted model, not a curated record. NCBI's taxonomy places the organism in Eukaryota, Metazoa, Arthropoda, Insecta, Diptera, Tephritidae.
GCUGUUACCCCCAUAACAACAGAUUACAAAUGCAGUAAAUAAAAAUGAAAUAAAAAUAUAUUUUUCUUAAAUUGCUUUAUAUAUUUAAAAGUAUUUGCGGUAAAUAGCUUUAUGGGUAAAACUAUGCUGUCACAUAUCUGCACGUUACGCAAAGACGGCCACAAACUGGAUAUCUACAAAUGUGCAUUUUUAUUGGAAAUGCAAACAAAUUAGAUCAAAUUGUUCAUGCAAGCAAUGCAAACAUCGUUCAACCCAUAUGAGGCUAUAUGGAUCAAAGCAGCUUCAGUGAGACAGAAGCGUCGUGGAGAGAGUUAAAAUGAAGCAAAGAUAAACAACUUUAACAAUAAGAGUUCAACAAAUGAAGUACACAAAAUAAAAAACUAAAUAAAAAAUUACUUAAAAUAACAACAACAACGAAGUUUAUUAAACAACAAGCAAACAACAACCUCUGCGUUUAGCUGUAUGAAGAGCGAGGGAAACACGGAAUAUCAUUUGAGACAUACAUGUGUGAGUAGCAUUCGCAUUUGUACCGAGGGCUGACGCAAAAUUACCGAAUUAAAAUUCUAAGUCACGAGUCUAAAGAGAAACACUGCUAUUUUACAUACAUCAUGGAACAGUGGAAUAAUGUGGAAUUGACUAGCUUAAGGAAGAAAUCCUAUACAUUAAAUCAUGAAUAUGAUUUAGCUAAUAAAUGCGUUGUGGCGAAUAAUAACAGCGACGCGUCGAACGCAGCCGAUAAUAAUGAUAAUGACAACAAUGACUCUAAUAAUGCGAAUACAAGUGAAUUAUUACAGCCAGGCUCAAAUAUUAAGCCAAAAGUGACAGCUGAAAAUGUGGAAUCGUUAGUACGACGUCUCUAUGGCAUAACAAUUAAUGAGAUCAAAGAGUUGAUAUCAUAUGAUGAUCGCAAUUAUCUUAUACAACCGGACUGGAAUAUAAAAAAUCCAAUUAUCGCUACGCCAUGGCCGCAUGGUUAUGUUUUGAAAAUUCUGAAUGCGUUAGACUCGAAAAAGACAGACUUUAUUGAUGCGCAGAAUCAACUAAUGAUUUAUUUGUCCAAAGAAGGUAUCGUUUGUCCCACACCUAUAACUAAUGUGAAUGGCAAAUAUUUUUCGGUCGAGCACAUUAAUGGCGCAGAUUAUGUUGUACGUCUGCUGGAGUUUGUACCUGGCCAGAUGUUUCAUGAAGUAGAAAAAUCCAAUUAUCUGCUAUAUAAGAGCGGAGAAUACAUAGCUAAGAUAGACAGAGCGCUGAAAAACUUCCACCACGACGCCUAUGAUACACAUAAAACUCUAUGGAUGUUGGAAUCUAUACCACAAUUAAGAGAUUUCCUCUAUGUUUUACAGGACCACGAUCGCAAAGCAAUUGUUGAGGAAAUUAUCGACUCAUUCGAAAGUAACGUACUCAAUAAAAUAGAUGAACUGGAGAAGCAAAUCAUACACGGCGAUUAUAAUGAACAAAAUAUCAUUGUUGAACAAUCGAAAUCUUCCGCAAGCGGCGAAUACAAAGUUAAAGGCAUUAUAGAUUUUGGUGAUACAAAUAAAUCGCCAAUUAUAUUCGAAAUCGGCAUUGCCCUCACUUAUAUGAUAUUGCAAGCAAAAUCACUAAAAAGCGGUGGUUACUUCCUUGCCGGUUACACCGAUAUACGUCCAAUAAGUAAUGAUGAACGUUUACUAUUGAAAUACUGCGUAGCUGCUCGUUUAGCGCAAAGUCUCGUUAUGGGCGCAUAUACGCACAGUUUGGAUCCGUCUAAUGAAUAUGUUUUGGUAACACAAGAGGAAGGUUGGAAAAUUAUUGAAGAAUUGUGGCGUAACCGUUUCGCGGAUAUAGAUGAAGUAUGGCAGACAACAGCUGAUAAAUAUCUUACGCAAAGUGUUAAAUAAUUCGUUGAAAGCAAAUCGGAUUCGUGCAAUCAUUCGCCGACUAUAGCACAUGGCGUAUAUACUAGCUGCACAUCAUAUAUAUAAUCAGAGUCAAUUUUAAAGUUGUAACUUGUCAAUUUGUAACGUCAAUCUGUAAUACGAGUAUUAUACAUGCAUUUAUGCAAAAAAUUAUUAUAAAAAUAAAACCGUUCAUAUAUGUACGUAUAUAAAAGAAAGCAUAUAGGA